CUCCGCCUCCUAUAAGUAAAACCUAACCUAAGGCCUGCAAUUCAUUCAUAGCCAUGGCCGCUAACACGUCUGGUGUCUCCGAUCCGACGGCAAAGAACCCGGAACGGGAUGGCGAGCAUUACGAAGGCGAUCCUUUGAGUGAUUCCCCUGAGUGGUCGAACGUACUACGUGAAAUUUCAUCUGAAAGCCUUCAAAAACAGGGCCCUGUGAUUCGUCGUCUCUGCAAAUUGGCUCUUACUCAUUACGAGAAUAGCCAGCCCGGAGAAACUUACGAGUUUGUGAACCUACAGAAGGUACUGUGCGGGCAAGUUGCAGGUAUAAUGUAUUCUGUCACAUUUUGUGCCAAAAAUCUGAAGAACGACGUGGUUGAAACAUUUGAAGCUGUUGGUUAUGAUUUGAUAGGGGAAGAUGAGUUGAAAAUUGAGACUAUUACUUUGAAAUACUAAGGUAUUUAGCACAACCGUUUGUUCGAUUUUUAGGAAUGUCACCACCACUACUACUGUGCUUUUUUUUUUUUUUUUUUUUUGUUUGGAUUUUGCUGUAAUUUCCGCUGCUGCUUGGUAUUUCAGACUAUAUCAGUGUAAUCUAGUCAGUAUUAUCGCUAGCUGGAACUGAAUCAUGAAUAUUAUGGUCUAUUUUGUUAUUGAUGGAACU
Molecule: messenger RNA, 654 nt
Organism: Ipomoea nil (Japanese morning glory)
Lineage: Eukaryota; Viridiplantae; Streptophyta; Magnoliopsida; Solanales; Convolvulaceae
Exons: 3
Coding region: 54-446 (130 amino acids)
Source: RefSeq, a predicted model, not a curated record